AUGUACAAGGCCGUCAUCCUGCCGACGCUUCUGUAUGGAGCGGAGACCUGGACGGUGUACACGAGGCAGGCACGCCGACUGAACCACUUCCACCUCAGUAGUCUCCGUCGCAUCCUGUGGCUGCACUGGCAGGAUCGAAUCUCCGACAGAGAUAUGCUGGAACGAUCGGAAAUGCUCGGCAUUUACUCCAUGCUGAGACAAAUGCAGCUGCGCUGGAGCGGCCAUCUGGUGCGCAUGGACGACGAGCGACUACCCAAACGACUCUUCUUCUACGAGUGUUUCUCCUCACAUCAAAAUGACACUGAUGAGAAAGCUUGA
Messenger RNA from Spirometra erinaceieuropaei, 318 nucleotides. NCBI's taxonomy places the organism in Eukaryota, Metazoa, Platyhelminthes, Cestoda, Diphyllobothriidea, Diphyllobothriidae. The record is from the annotation of a GenBank genome assembly.